Messenger RNA from Diorhabda sublineata, 5323 nucleotides. It is a transcript of the gene ATP8B, whose product is annotated as probable phospholipid-transporting ATPase IM. NCBI's taxonomy places the organism in Eukaryota, Metazoa, Arthropoda, Insecta, Coleoptera, Chrysomelidae. Gene Ontology annotation, cellular component: plasma membrane. The transcript is spliced from 17 exons. The record is from RefSeq and is a predicted model, not a curated record. Gene Ontology annotation, biological process: phospholipid translocation; Golgi organization. Gene Ontology annotation, molecular function: ATP hydrolysis activity; magnesium ion binding; ATP binding. The coding region runs from base 523 to 4614 and encodes 1363 amino acids.
UAAAUGUAACAGUCAAACAAUAUCUCGAAUUUCAAUUUACAAUACACGUUUUUAUAAAGAAAAUUAGCUUGAUCCGGCUCUGGGACUUUACAAUUAUCAGUCUUAUAGUAUCAGCAGUGGCACCUAUCUAUGAAGGACCGAAUUAUAACGUCGAUAAAGAAGGCAUAGUCAAUUUAAAAAAUGGAACUUUAAAGAUAUCUUCAAUACCGAUAUAAAACUAUCAUUGACUUAUGACAAAAUAAAACGACCAAAAAUUGACAUUUGUUCAUUGAAUGAUGAUCGAAUAUGUGGUGGUAUGAAUUAAUAUUCCUAAACAAAUAUCAUGCCGUAGUGAAGUGGUAAUUUAUAUUAAAGUUAUUAUAAGUAACAAUUAUUUGUAAAGUUUAUAUAUCAAUACAAAUGAUUUUCGGAAAUACCUCCUAAAAUGGCAAUAAUUAUGCCAAUAGUAUUACUAAGAAAUUGAAAUAUAAAUGCUCUCUUUCCUCCUUUUUGGAUGAUUUAAAUGAUAGGAAGCAGAUUAAAAUGGAUUAUGAACUUGAGGUAUUCGAAGUAUAUGAUGAUAGUGACCAACAAACCUCCAAAAGGCAUUCGAAACAUACAAGAAAAAAGUGCAAGCAGAAACAAAAAGCUGUAGUUUUAGGCCUCGAAAAUGCUGACAAUGAUAUAAGUAAAUCUAAAAGUAGUGUGGUAGGAAGUGAUCGAAGACACUUGAGUCUUAGGGAAUCGAUUCUAAGUGUAUUCACCAAACUUGUUGUAUGGAGGGACCAGAGACGGUAUCAAACCAGUGUUCCUGAUAAAAUUGAUUCACCGCAUUCUUCCAAAGACUUUCGGAAAGGCUAUAUACCUUGUGAUAAUCAGAGAAAGAUUCAUGCAAAUGACAGAGUUUUCAACUCUCAAUUCCGUUAUGCUAGCAACUACAUAAAAACCUCGAAGUAUUCGUUAUUGACGUUCCUGCCGCUGAAUUUAUUCGAACAGUUUCAACGCUUGGCGAACUUCUAUUUUUUGUGCCUUCUCGUGUUACAGUUGAUACCAGCGAUCAGCAGUCUCACUCCAGUUACCACAGCAUUGCCCCUUAUCGGCGUACUCGGUCUCACUGCCGUCAAAGAUGCUUACGAUGACAUUCAACGCCAUAUUUCGGACUCGCACGUCAACAAUAGAAAAUCCAGAGUGGUUAGAAGAGGUCAGUUGGUUAAAGAAAAAUGGUCGGCGGUACAAGUUGGAGACAUUAUACGAAUGGACAAUAAUCAAUUCAUAGCAGCCGAUGUACUUAUUUUAACUUCUAGUGAACCAAAUGGUUUAUGUUACAUUGAAACGUCCGAAUUAGAUGGAGAAACAAAUUUGAAAUGCAGACAAUGUCUAUUAGAAACUGCCGAAAUGGGACAAGAUGACGCUCUGUUAGGUGAAUUCGACGGAGAAAUAUUGUGUGAAAUGCCCAAUAAUUUAUUAAAUAAAUUCGAGGGCGUAUUGAUAUGGAAAGGAAAAUCUUAUCCGUUGGACAAUGACAAAAUUAUGUUGAGGGGAUGCGUUUUAAGGAACACCCAAUGGUGCUACGGUGUUGUGAUUUUUGCUGGUAAAGACACGAAACUUAUGCAGAAUAGUGGAAAGAGUAAAUUUAAACGCACGAGCAUCGACAGGCUCCUUAAUUUUUUAAUUAUAGGAAUAGUAUUUUUUUUAUUGUCCAUGUGCCUUUUCUGUAUGGUGGCGUGUGGUAUAUGGGAGUCGCUCGUCGGCCAGUACUUCCAAACGUACCUGCCAUGGGAUACGUUGGUGCCUUUGGAACCGUUAGGUGGCGCCACAAUUAUAGCUCUGUUAGUAUUUUUCUCAUACGCUAUCGUCUUGAAUACGGUAGUGCCGAUUUCUUUGUACGUUUCCGUCGAAGUCAUAAGAUUUGUUCAAAGUUUUUUGAUAAAUUGGGACGAUCAAAUGUACUACGACAAAACGGGAACCAAUGCCAAAGCUAGAACUACGACACUUAACGAAGAAUUAGGCCAAAUAGAAUACAUUUUCUCCGAUAAAACCGGUACGCUUACACAAAAUAUAAUGACGUUUAAUAAGUGUUCGAUAGCAGCUCGAUCAUAUGGAGAUGUUAUCGAUCAAAGGACAGGUGAUGUAAUCGAAAUUACAGACGAUACUGAACCUUUAGAUUUCUCUUUUAAUCCAAACUACGAAACGGAAUUUAAAUUUUAUGAUAAGCAUCUCUUAGAUGCCGUCAGAAGAAAAGACGGGGACGUUUUUAGUUUUUUUAGAUUAUUGGCUUUGUGUCAUACCGUUAUGUCUGAAAAUAACGAUGGAAAAUUGGAAUAUCAGGCACAAUCUCCUGAUGAAGAGGCACUAGUUUCUGCGGCAAGAAAUUUUGGUUUCGUCUUCAAAGAAAGGUCUCCUAACAGUAUCACCAUCGAAGUAAUGGGAAUAAAAGAAGUUUACGAGUUACUGUGUAUUUUGGAUUUCAAUAAUGUUAGAAAACGAAUGUCCGUUAUCCUAAGGAAAGACGGAAAACUUAAAUUGUACUGUAAAGGUGCAGACAGCGUCAUCUAUGAAAGACUUAAAAACGGCCAAGAUGAAAUUAAACAUAAAACGCAAGAACAUCUUAACAAAUUUGCUGGUGAAGGUCUACGUACCCUUGUAUUGGCUUCAUGUGAUUUAGAUGAAGUUUUCUUCAACAAUUGGAAACAAAGACAUCAAGAAGCGGCAAUCUCUUUAGAAGAGAGAGACGAAAAAUUGGAUGCUCUCUAUGAAGAAAUCGAAAAAGAUUUGGAAUUGGUCGGGGUAACUGCAAUAGAAGAUAAAUUACAAGAUGGUGUACCCCAAACGAUAGCCAAUCUCAUUUUAGCCGGAAUAAAAAUAUGGGUACUCACAGGUGAUAAACAGGAGACUGCUAUUAACAUCGGUUACUCUUGCCAACUUUUGACAGACGAAUUGGUGGAUUUAUUCAUCGUGGACGCAUCAAGUUUCGAUGAAGUUCAACAGCAGCUAUACAAGUUUAAAGAAAAUGUUAAAAUCGUCCAAACUUUUCAACCACGAAGUCCCAAUACCGUUCAAACGAGAAACGGACAAUUAAAUUCUUGUGAGAAUCCCAUAGGGGACAAUCCAACCACCCUGCGAUCAGAGAACAAUCCGCCUGCUGUCAGUGUCGUCACAUUCAGGUGGGACGAUGAGAUUUCUUCACAAAUCACUGAAAAUUCGAGAGCAAGCACUGAGCUAGCAUAUCAUAGCGGUAUCGAAGAAUCAACAACACAUGAAGAAACAUCUGGAGGUUUUGCAAUAGUUAUCAAUGGUCACUCUUUAGUGCACUGUUUACAUCCCCAAAUGGAGCGCUUAUUCUUAGAAGUUGUAAUGCAAUGUAAAUCGGUAAUAUGUUGUAGAGUAACGCCGUUACAGAAGGCUUUGGUAGUAGAAUUAGUAAAGAAGAGUAAACAAGCGGUUACAUUAGCUAUAGGCGAUGGCGCCAAUGAUGUAUCGAUGAUCAAAGCUGCACAUAUUGGUGUCGGAAUAUCAGGACAGGAAGGCAUGCAAGCCGUACUAGCUUCGGAUUAUUCGAUAGCACAAUUUCGAUUUUUAGAAAGAUUGUUAUUGGUUCACGGUAGGUGGUCAUAUUACAGGAUGUGCAGUUUCUUGAGGUAUUUUUUCAACAAAAACUUCGCAUUCACUCUCUGCCAUUUUUGGUACGCAUUCUUCUGUGGAUUCAGUGCGCAGACAGUUUUUGAUCCAAUGUAUAUAUCUAUCUACAACCUUUUCUAUACGUCAUUACCGGUUCUUGGAGUUGGGAUAUUCGAUCAAGACGUAAAUGAUAAGAACAGUGUACUCUAUCCGCAAUUGUAUAAACCUGGUCAUUAUAAUUUGUUCUUUAACAAAAAAGAAUUUUUCAGAAGCGCUCUCCAAGGGUGUUUAGUUUCAAUGGUGCUUUUCUUCGUUUCUUUUGGUACUUACUAUGACGCAGUCGGUAGAGAUGGUCAUGGAUUAUCUGAUUACAUGCUAUUUUGUAGUGUGACUGCAGCUAUUUUAGUUAUUGUUAAUACUGCACAGAUCGCAUUAGAUACAAUGUACUGGACAGUAUUUAACCACAUCAUGAUUUGGGGCUCUCUGGCAUUUUAUUUUAUAGCUGACAAUUUUUAUAACUAUCUAUGUCACGGUCCUUAUGUCGGAUCAUUAAUUAAGGCGAUGUCGGAGUUGAAUUUUUGGUUUACAACCGUCCUUGUAGUGAUCAUCUCUAUAAUGCCAGUACUAGCGUGGAGAUUCUAUUUCGUAGAUGUAUUUCCAACACUAUCUGACAGAGUCCGGUUGAAACAGCGAAUGGCGCAGGUAAGAUCAAGACAAAGUUUAGAUGUACUGAGAACGCCAUCUGCCAGACGAGUUAGACGAUCUAUCCGUUCUGGUUAUGCGUUUGCUCAUCAAGAAGGUUUCGGACGUUUGAUUACUUCCGGUAAAAUAAUGAGAAAGUUACCAAAUCCCGAAUUCAAUAUACCGAAUAUUAUCAAUAAAUUGAAUAUGACAUCUGCUGGUACCGAUCAUCAUCACCAUAAGAAUACUUCAAGUGGAAGUGCUGUUGCACCAUCUGACGGAAGUAGUAGCGGAAGUAGAGCACCUAUUCAGGAUUUAGAUACCAUCAAUCUGUGACAAAAAUGCUCUGUUUAGACAAAGUGGAUGUUUUUUUUGCUACUUAAGAUUAAAAGUAUUGUUUUUGGUUGUUAAAAUGUUAACCUUGAUGAAGAAAAAUGAAUGUUUCUUUUAGAAUUCUGAAUAGGAAUUAAUCUUGAUAAAGAUUUUGAGACGUUAAUUUUUAGACAGGGUUCCAAGUUGUAUAGUGUUAAGAAUAUUCUUUCCAUCAUAUAACUUCAUACUUUUAAUCACAAAUAUUGAUAUAACGCAGCUGUAUUUGGUAUUAAUUUGAAAUUGACGGAGUUUAUUUUUUAUAUUUUUUUUUUGCUUUAUUUAUUACUGGCACAAAAUAAGAAUUGAAAAAUUUUAAUUAUAUCGAAACAUUCAAUUUUAUGUUCAGAACUGUUUUAUUGUUUAUAAAAAUGCAAGUAUUCAAGUUUUUCUGUUAUUUUUUUAAUACACAGAUGUUUGCAAGAAUAUGAGUUAAUUUGGGAAAACGUUCAUUUGCUACUCGUAAGUAUUUACUAUGUGAUUUUUCACCUUAAACUUAGAUUAUAAUAUACGUGUACAGUAUGAAAACGAUUUUAAGUUCUAGAUUUUAAAUGUUAAGCUUCUACUAGUCAGAAAAGUAUGUUUAAUGUUAUAUAUAAAAUAUUUGUUUAUUACAAAGUUAUUUAAGAUUAUAUGCUUUUUGUUUUUUAUUAAGAAUAAAUUUAUUUUUUCUGUA